Ceratotherium simum simum (southern white rhinoceros) is the source of this 1045-nucleotide messenger RNA. The record is from RefSeq and is a predicted model, not a curated record. Lineage: Eukaryota; Metazoa; Chordata; Mammalia; Perissodactyla; Rhinocerotidae.
AUGGAUUCAGUGAGAGGAACUGCAGUGGAGUUCCUGGGAGAUGGGACAGAGGGGCCCAGUGUCUCACAGGCCUGGGGGUGCCUGCUGCAGGCUGUGUGGAGGGGUGACGUGGGCCUGGCCACGCAGCUGCUGCAGCAAGGGGCCAGUGUGGAGGAGAGGGACCGCGCCGGCAGGACCCCGCUCCACCUGGCCGUGCUGCGCGGCCACGUGCCUCUGGUGAGUCUCCUGCUGCAGCGCGGGGCGCCGGUGGGAGCCGCCGACCGGGCGGGGCGCACACCGCUGCACGAGGCCGCCUGGCACGGGCACUCGCGGGUGGCUGAGCUGAUCGUGGCGGCCGCAGCUGGGCGCACGGCGGCGCUGCGCCUCCUCCUGGCUCGUUGGGCGCGGGUGGACGCCCGGGACGGCGCAGGGGCCACAGCACUCAGCGUUGCGGCCGGCCUGGGCCACCGGCAGGACAUGGAGGUGCUGCUUGACCACGGGGCAGACCCAAGCCUCCAGGACAGGCACAGCCGCUCUGCACUGCACAGGGCUGCUGCCCGUGGACACCUGCCUGCCGUCCAGCUGCUGGCAGCCUGGGGAGCUGAGGUGGAUGCUCGGGACUCCUUGGGCCUCACGCCCCUGCACCACGCUGCUCGGGGAGGCCACGUGGAGGUUGCCGGCCACCUCCUGGACAGGGGCACACAGCUCAACUCUGCUGGUUGGCUCCACAAGACCCCUUUGCACCUUGCUGUGGAGUGUGGCCACGGCCCCACCACAGAGCUUUUGCUGAGCCGAGGGGCCAGCCCCACCCUGGGGACGCAGUGGGGUGAGGUGGCCCAGGACCUGGUGUCCGAGGGGGCCUGUCCCAGGCGCUGCCUGCCCUUUGUGGAGAACAGGAGUGUUGGGGGCACAGAGGGGCCCCAGGGGCCCUGAGCUUCUCGCCUCAGGGUUGAGCCCACGUGGCCAGAGCAGGACAGAUAGCUCCUGGCUCCCACAGCCUUCGGAGUGUGCCGGGCUCCUGCCUUCUGAGCUGAGGCCACCUGCCUGGGCAGAGGGGAGAACAGCC